Messenger RNA from Mycosarcoma maydis (corn smut), 2238 nucleotides. Its product is annotated as translation initiation factor eIF3 core subunit b. Gene Ontology annotation, cellular component: eukaryotic translation initiation factor 3 complex. NCBI's taxonomy places the organism in Eukaryota, Fungi, Basidiomycota, Ustilaginomycetes, Ustilaginales. The transcript has a single exon. The coding region runs from base 1 to 2238 and encodes 745 amino acids. Gene Ontology annotation, molecular function: RNA binding; translation initiation factor binding; translation initiation factor activity. The record is from RefSeq and is a predicted model, not a curated record. Gene Ontology annotation, biological process: translational initiation.
AUGCCCAGCGUAGACGAAAUCACCAACGGUGUCGACGAGCUCGACUUUGUUGACGAUGCCGACAUCGACUUUUCCGACAUUGAACAAAAGUACUCGGUCAAGUUCGACGAAGGCCUCGACGAUGUCAUCGUUAUUGAGGGCGUCCCCGUCAUCACCGAGUCGCGUCAACAGAAGCUGUUCGAGACGAUUCAGAAACGUUUCAAGACGCAUGCCAACAUUGACAUUGCCGUUGAGGGCAUGCACAUCCCUUAUGCCGAUAACGGAGAGUCCAAGGGCUACAUCUUUGUCGAGAUGGCUUCUGCCGAAGAUGCCGCUCAAGCCAUCCGUCAGAUGGACGGCUACGCCUUUGACAAGAAGCACCGCUUCUCUGUCCAUCGAUUCACCGACGUCGAGAAAUUCGCCAGCCUUUCCGAGACCUACGAAGAGCCUCAGGAGGAAGAGUUCAAGCCUCGUGAACACCUUCGCUCCUGGCUAGCUGACCCUGCUGGUCGUGAUCAGUUGGUUAUCUGCCGUGGUGACGACGUAGAGAUCGCUUGGCACAAUCGCUCAUCGGAUCCUCAGGUCGAGCACAGCCGUCCUCGCUGGACAGAAAGCUACGUCCAGUGGUCGCCCCUCGGUACUUUCCUCACCACCUUCCACCGUCAAGGUAUUCAGAUCUGGGGUGGACCCUCAUGCGAGCGCUUCAUGCGUUUCCCUCAUCCCGGAGCGCGUCUGGUCGACUUUUCUCCCAGUGAAAAGUACAUGGUCACCUGGUCGCACGAGCCUAUCCAGGUUCCCGACAAUGCUCCCAUCGGUCCUCAGUUCUUUGGUCCCGAAGACGAGGGCAACCGCAUCGCCGUCUGGGAGGUCCGAACCGGUCACCUCUUGCGUAGCUUCCCCGUGCCUCAGGACGAGAGCGGCCAGCCAGGUCAGCUCAAGGGCUUCUCCUGGCCCUUCCUCAAAUGGAGCCCCGAUGACAAGUACUGCGCUCGUCUCAACCCGGGUCAGGCCAUCAGUGUAUACGAGACCCCCUCCAUGGGUCUGCUCGAGAAAAAGUCGAUCAAGAUCGAGGGUGUUGUCGACUUUGAGUGGUGUCCCAUGGGCGACAAGGAUCGCGAGCUUGCCGAGGCUGCUAAGCCUAACAAGAAGGCCAGGGACAACAUGAUUGUAUACUGGCAGCCCGAGGUGGCCAACCAGCCUGCACGUGUCACUGUCAUGGCUGUACCAUCAAGAACCAUCCUGCGUUCCAAGAACCUCUUUAAUGUCUCGGAUUGCAAGCUGCACUGGCAUCCGCAGGGCGACUACCUCUGUGUCAAGGUCGACCGACACACAAAGACCAAAAAGUCCAUGUUCUGCAACCUCGAAAUUUUCCGCGUGCGAGAAAAAGAGUUCCCCGUCGAGGUUGUUGAGCUCAAGGACGCUGUCACUGCUUUUGCGUGGGAGCCGUUCGGAACCCACUUUGCCCUUAUCUCGAGCAAUGACCCCCAGCUCGGUACACCGGCAUCUGGUAUCACGAUCAAGACGCAGCUCAACUUUUAUCACCUCCACCCCAAGGGCGACUUCCGUCCGCUCAAGGUGUUUGACAACAAGACAGCCAAUACGCUCUUCUGGUCGCCUCGUGGUCGUCACAUCGUCGUCGCAACGCUCGGCAGCUCGCAAAAGUUUGAUCUUGAGUGGUACGACGUCGACUUCAUGCAUGAAGUCCGACAGGGCAACCCCUCGGCUGAUCCAGCUGACGAUGUCAAGCUUAUCGGCACGGGUGAGCACUACGGGAUCACUGACCUCGAAUGGGACCCCUCAGGUCGCUAUGUAGCCACUUCGGCUUCGGUCUGGCGACACUCGCUCGAAAACGGCUUCGCCAUCUGGGACUUCAAGGGCCAGGAGCUGCAAAAGCAUAUCCAGGACCGCUUCAAGCAGAUCCUUUGGCGCCCGCGACCCCGUACGCUUCUUGGUAAAGACGAGCAGAAGAGAGUGCGCAAAAACCUGCGAGAAUACUCCAAGCAGUUCGAGGAGGAGGACGCCGCCGAGGAGUCCAACCUUGCUUCGGCCGAGCGCGAACUGUACCAACGCAUCCUGGAGGAGUGGAAGGCAUGGCGUGCACGAUCCCGUCGCGACCUCGAGCAGCUGCGCGCAGAUCUUGGUCGCGAGGAGGUCGGCCAGAGCGUCGACCACGCCAAGAAGCUUGCCGAGGAGGCCACCGAGGAGGUGCAAGAAUGGAUGGAGGAGAUCAUUGAAGAGACGGAGGAAGUGCUCGCCUAG